CGUAGCCAUAUUGGCUCAAGCCGUCGUGGCUCAAGCAUCAGAGCUGAAUGGGUGCCGGAGUGCCAGCGGGGCAAUUCUCGGCGGCACCCACCGCAGCGAUGGGUGGCAUGCAUACCUUCCGCUGCUGGCUCGAGUCGACGGCGAGGCUACACGGCCGGGUGAGCCAGGGCCUCAGUCUUGUGGCCUUUUUCAGCGCGCGGCGCCCGUGCGCCACCGUGUCUGUCUGCUUAGCGCUUUCGCUGCUGAGCGGGCUGGGCCUUCUGCGACUCAGGCUAGAGGUCAAAGCCACGAACUUGUGGGUGGACCAGGACAGCGAUGCCAUGCUCAACAGAAAGUGGAUCGAGGCCAAUUUCGCCAGUGGAGGGAUGCCCACAGUCUUUUUGAUCGAAGCAAAGAACAGGGGUCAUAAUGUUCUGACCGUCGACGCGGUGAGCGAGGCCUUCGAGCUCUUUGAGGAGGUCAGGUCCAUCAAGACGGAAGACGGUCUUGCAUAUGAAGACCUGUGUUAUCGUACGCCCAGUGGCGUGUGUAACACUCACGGCGUGCUUUCUUUUUUUGAAAACAACGCAACCUUAUUCCAGUCACAGUCGUUGACUGACAGCCAGUUGCUCACCGUGCUGUCCAGCCCCACAUAUCCUCUUGACGGUGCGCCAGUCGUGCGCUCCAGCGUAUUCGGGGCUUUUCAGGUUUCGGGCUCGGAGCUGGUCUCCGCGCCAGUCUGGCGAAUGGGGUUCGUGUUGAGUCAGCACUUGGGGAAGGACACCACGCUCCAAUGGGAGAAGACAGUCAUCGACGAAUAUGUCAGCAGCAGCUACGAGCACGUAGAGCAGAAGUGGGACCACAUCCACGUGGAACUGUUCAGUGCAGCGCGCAGCGUGGACGACGAGCUCGCCAGGGUCGUCGGAGGUGAUCUAAGCUUUGUGAGCUUGGGUUUCGUCUUCCUCGUGACGACGGCCGCAUUCGCGCUCGGGCAUCCGCUGCGCUGCGUACAAGGCCGCCGUGUGCUCGGCAUAAGCAGCUUUUUCGUUGUGGUGUUCGGCACCCUCGGUGGCUACGGACUGGCUUCUGCGGUGGGCAUUCCGUUCACCAGUCUGCAGCUCAUCUUGCCGUUCAUCCUGGUGGGUAUCGGUGUGGACAACGCCUUCGUCAUCGUGGGCGCCUUCGACCGUACUGCCAAGAGUAAGUCGAUCGAGGAGCGGAUCAGGGAUGCAAUGAUGCUAGAGGGUAUGUCUGUUACCAUGACGUCUGCCACCGAUGUAUUGGCCUUCUUGUGCGGUGCCACUAGCUCAUACCCUGCUGUUGUCUACUUCUGCUUGUGCGCGGCAUCGUCGUUGAUGUAUACCUACGUAUUGCAACUCACAGCAUUCUGCUCAUUGCUGGCGCUUGAUGCUCACCGGCAGCAGUCAAGCCGCAUGGACGUGGUGUGCUGCGUAAGAACCAAUCGGACACCUGGCGCUCUGCUGGAGGAUGGCGACGAACCCUUUGCUGUACGCGUCAUGGAGAUGUAUGCCCGAGCGAUUACUCGCAAUUGGCUCGUGAAGCUGGCAGUAGUUUCCGGAAUUCUAGCACUCGGUGGGGCCUGCCUCUGGCAGGCGCUGGAAAAUAUGGACACCGCCUUUGACAUCAGUGACCUCUCGCCCGACUCGAGCUACGUGCGCGACUACUUUGCUGUAGAGGAGAAGUACUGGGGCGCCGAUACCAGCGCCCUGAACAUCCCCGUCCACGUCGUCUUCAGGGAUGUCGACGAAAGCGACGCCGUCGUGCAGAGGGAGAUGCGCAGGACCGAGGACGAGGCCCUGCAGCUGCGGGCAAUCGACUCGGCCGUGGCCCCCCACAGCUGGCACCGGAGCUUCACGGAGUGGGCCCUGGCCAACGAAGGCACCCGCGCCGACCUGGCCACCGACCAGUUCCAAAGCGUGGAGGGCCACAGGUUCCUCGCCGGGCCGGGCUUCUACACCGCGCUGAGCAGCUGGCUGGACGACGACGACCUAAGCCUGGGCCAGCGCUUCCGGAACGACGUAGUCUUCGAGGACGGGGAGGUCCGGCAUUCCCGCAUCGUGGUGAUACAGGUGACGAUGUCAGAGUCGCGCAUGCAGGUGGAGGCGCUGACGGAAGCAGAGGCCUUCUACCGUGGGAAGCAGGCAGUCUUGCCAGGCACCAUAGCGCACGCGCACCCGUGGGUUUUCUACGAUCAGUAUCGGAAUAUUCUCUCAGAGACUUUUUGGGCCACUCUCAUGUGCUUUAUAGCUGUCAGCGUCGUUUCCUUGUUUGUCUUAUCGCAUCCGUUGGUCGUGUUGAUUGUGUCUGGAGUGAUCACACUGGUGUACAUCGACUUGCUCGGCUGCUUGCCACUGAUCGGCCAGCCCCUGAACUCGAUAUCGAUGAUCAACUUGGUCAUGGCCGUCGGCCUGGUGGUGGAUUAUAGCAUGCACGUUGCUCACAGCUUUAUGGCGCAACACCCACAAUUGUCACGCGAUGAGCGUGUGGUGCUGGCUAUGAAGUCGAUCGGCGUAUCCGUGUCCAAGGGGCUACUGUCUACCCUCGUCGGCGUCCUGCCGCUGUCGCUGGGCUCGAGCAAGAUCUUCCGCGUCUUCUUCAACAUGCUCGUGCUCAUCCUCGCGGUCGGGGGCACCCACGGUCUCCUCCUGAUGCCCGUGCUGCUGUCCGCCGUCGGUCCCUCGGCGACCGCAGUGCCCGGCCGCGCCGAGGCCGCGGCCGGGGAGCCCCCGCGGCAGGCGGAGGCCACGGGCUGAGGCUUCGGCGGCGCGCCUAAACGGUGUUUUUUUGCGAUUUCUUGGGCCCUUUUCGUUUCGACUUCGUUUUGCGGUUGAGGCGGACUCGAGACAAAAGCG
Molecule: messenger RNA, 2852 nt
Organism: Prorocentrum cordatum
Lineage: Eukaryota; Dinophyceae; Prorocentrales; Prorocentraceae
Source: the annotation of a GenBank genome assembly